CGUGUGACUGUGACUCUGUGUUUUCAGCGUGUGACUGUGACUCUCGGGGAAUCUCCGGCGAGCAGUGCCAUCGUGCGACAGGUCAGUGCACCUGUGUGGAGGGCGUGUCCGGCCCGCGGUGCGACCAGUGUGCCAGAGGUUACCAGGGCGAGUUCCCCUCCUGUGAGCCGUGCCACCAGUGCUUCGCCGUGUGGGACACCGUGGUGGGCGAGCUGUCCAAUCAGACUCGCCGUCUGGAGGCGCAGGUGACUCAGCUGCAGAUCAGCGGGGUGACGGCGCCGUACAAAGACUUAGUCAGCAGCCUGGAGAGGAACGCCAAAGCCGUCAGAGACAUUGUGGAGAGCAACCCUGCAGCGGUGAAGCUGGAGCAGAUUCAGGAGCUCAUGCAUCAAAUCACGGGUGUGAUGUCUUAUCUUAACGGAAAGCUGAACACGACCGAGGAGACGUUGAACCUUCUCCACAGUGACGCCAACGCCACCGACGCAAACUUAGACGCGCUGACGGAGGAGGCCGGCCGGCUGGAGCUGAGCGUCCAGGAGCUGAGGCAGCAGGUGUACGACGCCAAGAACGCCAACAUCCAGGGUGCCAUGGACACCAUUGCAACGGCACACAUGCAGUCUACGAUGGCGGAGCUGCGCGCCAACGUUUCCACCAGCAAUCCCGGAAGCACGGUGGAGAGCUCAGCCGCAGUACGGAAAGCCACGGAGGACAAACUGAGCAGGACGGAGAAAGAGUUUGAACGCAAGCACCAAAGAAACUCUCAGAAACUGGAGAAACUUUCCUCGGAGCUGGAGAAACACGACCUGACGCCGCUCAGCGAGAAGACGUGCGGCGGUGCAGCUGAAGGCGACGGCUGCUCCGGCUCCCGCUGCGGAGGUUUGGGUUGUGUCGGCGAGGACGGAGCGCCUCGCUGCGGCGGAGACGUGUGCAAAGGCGUCCUCACGACGUCCAGAGCUGCUCUCAAGGCAGCCAAAGACCUGGACCAGGAGAUCCUGGAGGCCAUGCAGGAAGUGGACAAACUCUCCAGGAUGGUGA
Molecule: messenger RNA, 1035 nt
Organism: Plectropomus leopardus (leopard coralgrouper)
Lineage: Eukaryota; Metazoa; Chordata; Actinopteri; Perciformes; Serranidae
Source: RefSeq, a predicted model, not a curated record